AUGAAUAUCGAAGUGCACAACAUCACUUACACCAGCGCCACCGUCUCCUGGGCCAUGAGCAACCCCUGUCCAGAGAACUACUACCACGUCAUGUACCGCCCCAACUGGAACAGCAUCUUCGCUGGCUAUUUACGCCAAAACUUCCACCGUGAGGAGCGAGUUCCUCACCCACUCAGCUCCCUCGUCCUCCACCGACUCACACCAUCCACCAUCUAUGUUCUCUGCAUCACAUGCAAGAACUCUUACCCCUCCAGCAACCACUGCACCACCUUCCACACUCUGAACAAAACCCCUCUGAUUUUCGGCGGCUCUAAGCAUGAUUCGGCGGCUCUAAGCAUGACCACCACUUCCAUAUGGAUGGUGAGCAGCCUGCUGCUCCUCUGCUUCUCUGCUCUCCUGGCCUACGGCUGCCUGCAGUUCUGGUCUGCACGGUGCCACCGGGCUGUGAGGCUGAAGCAUCCCAAUGCCAGCCGUGAAGAAGGGAGCAGCUCGCUGGAGAGGCCACUGGAUGAUGGACUGAGAGAGGAGUUUCUGGAAGUCCCCAUGACCACCGUACUAAUGAGGAGCUCCAGCUUCAUGAGGGAGAGCCCCUGUAGCUCCCCUCACAGCUUUUUUUCCUAUAAAACCAGUGAUGAUAAAAAGGCCAUCUUGCCACAGCAUGGCCUUCAAUGA
Messenger RNA from Nestor notabilis (Kea), 672 nucleotides. Its product is annotated as fibronectin type III domain-containing protein 9-like. NCBI's taxonomy places the organism in Eukaryota, Metazoa, Chordata, Aves, Psittaciformes, Psittacidae. The record is from RefSeq and is a predicted model, not a curated record. Gene Ontology annotation, molecular function: protein binding.